CCCCUUGAUUCUUUGCCCGCCAAGAAAGCCUCUGCUGCACAUGGAGGAUAAUCUCCUCUAUACAAUGCCGCGGCGGCAGUCACGAUCCUUGGAUGCGCCGCGCAACCGCAACAACAACUGCAACGUGGCCACGUACAGCUAGCGGCCGCGGACACCGCUUCCUACAGCAAUGCCUGCGGCGGCCAUGCGGGGGGACAUCACGUACAGCGGGCGCGCGCGCCGGGUGGCCGUGCUCCGCUGCCUCGUGGCCGCGGUGGUGGUGACCAUCCUCCUCGCGGGGCUGACCGCGCUCAUCUUCUGGCUCGUGGUCCGGCCCAAGCCCAUCGACUACACCGUGACCCGCGCCGUGGCGCGCCACUUCAACGUGACGCCGCCGCCCGACGCCACGGCCAACGCGACGUUCUACCUGACCCUGGCCGCGGCCAACCCGAACCGGCGCGUGUCGGUCCUGUACGAGUGGGUGGAGUUCCGCGUGCUGUACGGCGAGGAGGCGCAGCUGGCGGUGGAGGACGCGCCGGCGUUCCGGCAGCCACGCCGCAACGAGACGUUGCUGGACGUGCGCGCCGUGGCGCGGUCGGUGCCCGUCGGGGGGCAGGCCGCGCGGGAGCUGCGGCACGACCUCGCGGCCGGCGAGGUGGGCGUCGACGUCCGCAUGCGCGCGCGCGUCCGGUUCGAGACCGGCGGUGUCAGGAGCAGGCGAUACUCCCUGCAGGCGUUCUGCUCGCCCGUGGUCAUCGCCCUCCCUCCGCCGUCGUCUGCGCGGCCGUUCCAGAGCGUGCCGUGCGACGUCGCCAUCUCGUGAGGCAGCACGACAUGCAUGCAUGCAUGGGGCCCGCGUGCCACUCGGAUCGAAUCACUAGCUAGCUGAGUGUGGUGUUGGCGUGCUGCAAAAAUCUACCGCUAGCUUCGGCUCUGGGUCAAUAUGAUGCAUGGUUUGUUAGGCUUAGAUGUUUGACUUGGUAUACGCCUACCUAUUAUACGUGACGUGUGUCUUGUAAAUCAAGCUAGCUCCGUAAUCCGUAUGCUACCUUAGCUUCUUUCGUUUCAUCAAUCAUACUGAGCUUUUUGGCAUAUGUUUGAUAUAUAUUACUACCUUCAGUUCUUCUUGAA
This is a messenger RNA of Zea mays, 1110 nucleotides long. Its product is annotated as NDR1/HIN1-like protein 10. The coding region runs from base 170 to 802 and encodes 210 amino acids. Lineage: Eukaryota; Viridiplantae; Streptophyta; Magnoliopsida; Poales; Poaceae. The transcript has a single exon. Gene Ontology annotation, biological process: defense response to other organism. Gene Ontology annotation, cellular component: plasma membrane. The record is from RefSeq and is a predicted model, not a curated record.